Messenger RNA from Rhipicephalus microplus (southern cattle tick), 1799 nucleotides. Its product is annotated as hypoxia-inducible factor 1-alpha inhibitor. Gene Ontology annotation, cellular component: cytoplasm; nucleus. The record is from RefSeq and is a predicted model, not a curated record. Gene Ontology annotation, biological process: negative regulation of Notch signaling pathway. Lineage: Eukaryota; Metazoa; Arthropoda; Arachnida; Ixodida; Ixodidae. Gene Ontology annotation, molecular function: peptidyl-histidine dioxygenase activity; [protein]-asparagine 3-dioxygenase activity; ankyrin repeat binding.
GUCGGAGGCGGGGAGUUUUGCAGCUUACCUACUUCUGAAAACGUUGUUUUGAACUGACGCCAAAUUAAUCUGAAUGAACGCCUCUAGCAUUAGUUAUACAAUGCGUUAGAGUAUUUAGAACAUAACUCUCACAUUACCAGACGCAAAGCUACAAAUUACAUUUAAAAAACUCGCAAACAAAACUUUUGCUGUCGGGGGUCCUGUGACACUCAGCAGAGUCUAUGUGGGCAAAUACAGCCGUAUAGAAACGGCAGUAGCUGAUGUAUCUCUUUAAAAAAACGGCCUACUGGGAAAAUUUGUUGUUUAUGAAUAAGUCUCUUUUGUUACCAGGACAUCCACAGAGCCAUGAAGAAAACCCAUGCAGGCGCGCGCUCGCGAGCUCUCGCGAGCAAGGCUUCCAGUGUUCCAGACCGGCCGCACUCGUGGUAACGUACACCACAGAGGAAGUCGUAGCUAUCUAGCAACUGUGGAGGCGAACUACAAGAUGGCGCAGCUCUCAGAGUCGCAAGAUGAUACCAAAAUGGAAUUUAAUGAUUAUGGAAUACCCUUAGAAAUUGUCCCUCGCUUAAGCUGUACUGACCCUGAAGCGGAUCGGCUAAUCGCAAACAUGAUGCCUGCAGUCCUGACGGACACCAACUUGGUCACAUCGGCACUUAAGUGGGAUUUGGACUACCUCUGUGAGCACAUGGGAAGCGGUGACUGCACCGUGUAUGAAUCAGAUUCUGUUGUCUUCAAGUAUUACGACGAUGCCAAGGUCAAGGAACAUCGACUCAAAAACUUUUCCCCUCCAACUCGUCGACUGGAGAUGAAAAUAGGCCAGUUUGCAGAGCAAUUGAGGAAUGGUGGCCGAACCAAGUACUACUUGCAGCAGUCCUUGAAUGAAACAGUUGGGCGGAACAUGGUGCUUGACUUCCUCAGCUUUAACUGGCAGUGGGUUAACCGGCAGCAGAAGCAAAAUGCCUGGGGCCCUCUGACAUCAAACCUCCUCCUUGUUGCCACUGAAGGCAACAUUACACCUGUUCACUAUGAUGAACAGCAGAACUUCUUUGCCCAGCUGAGGGGCUACAAGCGGUUUCUGCUCUUCUCCCCUGAUCAGUACAGAUGCCUGUACCCUCACCCAGUGUGGCAUCCUCAUGACCGACAAAGCCAGGUAGACCUUGCCAAUCGAGAUUUGGACCGUUUUCCCUUGUCUGCUCAACUGUCUGGAUGGGAAGCCAUUGUCGGUCCUGGUGAUGUCCUCUACCUUCCUAUGUACUGGUGGCACCAGGUAGAGUCAGCGCCUCACAAUGGCUACACAGUCUCGAUCAACUUCUGGUACAAGGGUGACGAGGGCGAUGACCCCUUGCUCGGCAAUCGUCACAUCGUCAGUGGGAACCGAUGUGCUGUUGGUGAUUUGCUGUUUGGAGUCGACAACGACUGCGGACGAGGCAUGGCUCCUACGACUGCACCAGCAGACAAAGUCAUCUACCCACUGGUUGGUCAUCAGAAGAUGGCUAUCAUGCGAAACAUUGAAAAAAUGCUUAUUGAAGCACUCAAGGAUGUCAAUGAGGUUGGCCCAUUAUUAAGAGCUAUGGUGCUUGGAAGAUAUACAUGAGUUUGUUUUGGAGUCCACUCAUUGUUUUUUGCAAGUGUAAAUGGCCGCUUUUGCAUGCUUUUAAAGCAAUGGUCUUGUCAUGCAGAUGUUUUUCUGCAGACUUCAGUAGGUGUUAGAUUAACUUAUUUACUCUGCAGUCUUUUGCUGCAGUGAGGUGACAUAUUUUUUUUAUUAGGCAAAGGUCAAUAAAUUUCUUCACAUUUUA